UCUCUCCGAUUGAAUUGAAAGAUGAUCGAAGUGAACUGAAAAAAUCAAUAGAAGGAAAAAGAAAUCAGAUCUUUCUGAAUAAGAAGAAGAAAAGUCAGUACUUUCUCUCCAUUGAAGAACUAGAAGUGAAAGAGGAUAUCAAGGGAAAAUGUCAAGAGAAAAACUAAGAAGAGCCGCACUUCCUCCUGUUCAAGAGAAUAUUGAUAAAUUAGAGAAAGCUAUAAAUGAGGGUAAUUUCUAUGGAGCUCAGCAGAUGUACAAAUCAAUAAGUGCACGAUAUGUAUCUGCUGAAAGAUAUUCUGAGGCCUUGGAUCUGCUUGAGUCAGGUGCAUGUCUCCAGUUGAAGCAUGGCCAGGUUACUUGUGGGGCUGAGCUCGCUUUCUUGUUUGUUGAUACACUUGUCAAAGGGAAAAUUCCAUAUAACGAAGACAUCCUUGACCGUGUCAGGAAAAUCUAUGAGGUGUUUCCUAAGGUGCCCUUGCCUAGUAACAUGUCAGAUGAUGAAGAUGUUCGAGAAUUUACUGAAGCUCUUGGGGCAGCAAAAACACGUCUAGAGGGCUGCUCAUCAUUCAUAAGAGCUGCAAUAAAGUGGUCUGCAGAGUUUGGUGCUUCCAGAAAUGGUGAUCCGCAACUGCAUGCUAUGCUGGCUGAAUACAUAUAUUCCGAGUCUACCGAGUUGAACAUGGCUAAAGUGUCAUAUCAUUUUGUUAGAGGAAACAACCCAAAGAAGUUUGCUUCUACUUUAGUAAAUUUCAUGAGCAAGUGUUAUCCUGAUGAAGAUGAUAUAGCAAUUGCACGCGCAGUUCUUAUGUACUUGUCCAUGGGUAAUCUUCGGGAUGCUAAUUGCCUUAUGAAUGAAUUGAAGAGACAAGUGGAAUCCCAGGAGCUUGAUUUCCCUGAAUCAGAUUUGGUUCAGUUUAUCACCUUUCUGUUGCUAACGUUGGAGAGAGAUGCCUUGCCCCUUUUUAACAUGUUGAGAGUGAAUUACAAAUCUAGCAUAGACAGAGAACCGGCAUUCAAUGAGUUGCUAGAUGAAAUUGCAGAAAAGUUUUAUGGUGUACAGCGUAGAAAUCCGCUUCAAGGGAUGUUUGGCGACUUAUUCAAGAUGAUGUGAUGAGGAAAAACAUGGUAGCAACCUGAAUUUGUUGGAAUUUGUCAGUGUCUUGGCGGACCUGAACUGCUGAUUUUCAUUAUGUCUUCGGUUUGAUGGCAAAUUCCUUUUUAUGCCAAAAUUGUUUAAUAUACUUUUGUAAUAUGUUUCCCAUUUGAUUGGGGGGGGGGGGGGGAGGAUUUUUAUCCUUAAACCAAGAAAACUGGUAAUUCUUUCUUACCAUCACAAAACCUUGUACUAAAUUUACCCCCUUUGUUAUAUUCAUAGCCUAUGUUUAUUUGGACUUGAGGAUGAGUGUUAAAGGUAUAUGGAUAUGCAUUUGAUUCAAGUAUACUUAUUCCUUUGUGUAA
Gossypium raimondii (Peruvian cotton) is the source of this 1461-nucleotide messenger RNA. Its product is annotated as protein GET4. The transcript has 12 exons. Gene Ontology annotation, biological process: protein insertion into ER membrane. The coding region runs from base 149 to 1114 and encodes 321 amino acids. Gene Ontology annotation, molecular function: protein binding. Lineage: Eukaryota; Viridiplantae; Streptophyta; Magnoliopsida; Malvales; Malvaceae. Gene Ontology annotation, cellular component: cytosol. The record is from RefSeq and is a predicted model, not a curated record.